Messenger RNA from Striga asiatica, 2165 nucleotides. The record is from the annotation of a GenBank genome assembly. NCBI's taxonomy places the organism in Eukaryota, Viridiplantae, Streptophyta, Magnoliopsida, Lamiales, Orobanchaceae.
GAAAAUGCUCGUUUUUGAGUAUAUCGAUUUUCAUCAUCAGUUGUGUGCCCGUCAGUAGUUUUUGGCUUAAAAAUAGUAGGGCCAAAAGAGCCACAAAAAAGCAGGCAAUACAGUGACCCUAGAAAUCAUGGAUCAAGUACCAAAAAAAAAUAAAAAUCAUGGAUCAUCUUCAACCUCAUCUCAACGAUAAGAGAUAUGAGACAUCUCAUCAACUCUCAAUCCCACUCUUUCCUCCACUCUCCCCAUUAACCGUCGCUCACUUUACACACACACACAGCGCUCCUGAAACCCUCUCAGCACUCACCGUGAGAUGGCGUCCACAGCUGCAUCGCCAGCCUUCUGCGGCAUCCCGAAGAAAUCAGCGGCGGCCGCCGCCGCCGCCGUAAGGGCUUCUCUCAGCGCCCCCACCACCGGAUUCCUCUCCAGAACCCCCGUCCGACGCCUCGGCUUUGCCGCCGCCAACCCCCUCUUCUCCGACCACGUCGCCGCCAAGCUGCGAUCGUUCGGGAGCUCAAAUGGCAAGCCGGUUAGAGGCGUCGUCGCCAUGGCGAAGAAGAGCGUCGGAGACCUAACUGCGGCUGACCUCAAGGGCAAAAACGUCUUUGUGAGGGCCGACCUCAAUGUGCCUCUCGAUGAGAACCAGAACAUUACUGACGACACGAGGAUUAGAGCUGCUAUCCCCACAAUUAAGCAUCUAAUUAACAAUGGCGCUAAAGUCAUUCUUUCCAGUCACUUGGGUCGCCCUAAAGGUGUCACACCAAAAUACAGUCUUGCACCUCUUGUUCCUAGGCUCUCUGAACUGCUCGGUAUUCAGGUUGUGAAAGCCGAUGAUUGCAUUGGCCCUGAGGUUGAAAAAUUGGUGGCCUCACUGCCUGAAGGUGGCGUCCUCUUGCUUGAGAACGUGAGGUUUUACAAAGAGGAAGAGAAGAACGAGCCCGAGUUUGCAAAGAAACUUGCCUCAUUGGCUGAUCUUUACGUGAAUGAUGCAUUUGGAACUGCACACAGAGCACAUGCCUCUACUGAGGGAGUUACAAAGUUCUUGAAGCCUUCAGUCGCUGGUUUACUUUUACAGAAGGAGCUUGAUUAUCUUGUUGGGGCAGUUUCGAGCCCAAAGAGGCCUUUUGCCGCCAUUGUGGGGGGUUCAAAGGUUUCCUCUAAGAUUGGAGUGAUUGAAUCUCUUCUCGAGAAGUGUGAUAUACUGCUACUGGGCGGAGGUAUGAUAUUCACAUUCUAUAAAGCACAAGGGCUUUCUGUAGGGUCUUCCCUAGUCGAAGAAGACAAGCUGGAUCUUGCCACAUCACUAUUGGAGAAGGCUAAGGCCAAGGGGGUUAGCCUCUUGCUACCCACUGAUGUUGUUAUAGCCGACAAAUUUGCCCCAGAUGCAAAUAGCAAGGUUGUGCCGGCAUCUGCUAUUCCAGAUGGGUGGAUGGGAUUGGAUAUUGGACCGGAUUCUGUGAAGACUUUUAAUGAUGCCCUUGAGACUACAAAGACGGUUAUUUGGAAUGGACCAAUGGGAGUUUUUGAGUUCGACAAGUUUGCCGUGGGCACAGAGGCAAUUGCAAACAAGCUAGCUGAACUUAGUCCUAAGGGGGUGACUACAAUAAUUGGCGGUGGAGAUUCUGUUGCAGCAGUGGAGAAAGUUGGGGUUGCUAAUGUUAUGAGCCACAUAUCGACUGGUGGUGGGGCCAGCUUGGAGCUCUUGGAAGGCAAAGAGUUGCCUGGUGUACUUGCUCUAGAUGAAGCCACACCAGUUCCCGUGUAAGGCGUAAAAAACGACAUUUAGACCCUUUCUUUUGGUCGAAGAUGUGUUCCUUUCCGGUUUUGAAAUGUAUCAGUAUAUGAGUUUGUGUCAUAGAUGCCCCCUGUUUCGCUUUAAAUUUGGAUUCUAUGUAAAAUUUUCUAAAACCUCUUUUUACUUGUUUAUAUCCGAAUAAGAAAUCCAUGAAUCUUCUAGUUCUGGAUGUAAUUUGUGUACAAAGAUUUCAAAAUGAAGGCAGCCGCAUAUUGUUUUCCUGGCUCUCAUUGAUGAAAGCAUCUCAUUCAUAUUAGAUAUGUUUUCUCGUGAGAGUAGAUGAGAUGGGUCAAGACACAUCACACGGCAUGCGGGGGCAAAAAAUAAGACCACCAACAAAAUAUUAAUAUUGAUUGUGUUGUGACUUAUGACA